Molecule: messenger RNA, 1149 nt
Organism: Chanos chanos (milkfish)
Lineage: Eukaryota; Metazoa; Chordata; Actinopteri; Gonorynchiformes; Chanidae
Gene: tmem25
Product: transmembrane protein 25
Exons: 8
Coding region: 1-1149 (382 amino acids)
Biological process (GO): negative regulation of excitatory postsynaptic potential
Source: RefSeq, a predicted model, not a curated record
AUGCAGGGUGUAUUUCUGAAACAGGGUCCUGGAUCAGCUCUCUUACUCCUGCAUACCUGGACCUGGGCGUGGACAGGAGCCAUCGAGCCCGCCCCCAAAAUUGACGGACAUCAGUACUCUGCAAUCACAGUGCAGGAAAAUGUCACUCAUCAGUUCAGCUGCCAGUCAGAUGGCUGGAACCCCAAUAGCCCACCUCUGCUGACCUGGUACCUGAAUGGGGAGAGGCAGAGGGAGAUGACUGACGGCAAGGGGGCGGGACGUAUCGUGGUGAAGUCACCGGCAGGGGCGGAGAUGCUGAAACGCAAUUCCCUGCACAACACCACGUUCUCUCUGAAAGCCAGGAAAUGGGACAGGGAGUUGGUGUGUGCAGCGUCCAACCCAGAGAGCAGAGAGAGCUACAAUGCCACGGUUAUUCUCAACGUCCAGUUUGAACCUGAGAUUUUGAGAGUGAAAGCCCACUACAGUGAGACGUCAGACCCCGGGCUGUCCCUAGUCCUGUUCGCUUUGGUACGGUCCAACCCUCCCGCCACCAUCACCUGGGUGGAUCAGUCCGGACGUCUGGUGGCCAACACCUCUGACUUCCUCAUCCUGGACUCGCAGAGCUACCCUUGGUUGACCAAUCACACGCUUCGAGUCGCCCUCAGCAGCCUGGCCGGCAACAUAUCGGUGAACGCCAGCAACAGCAUAGGCUCCGCCCAGAGCAACCUCACUCUCACAGAGUUCCUGCACUCUCGGGUUGAGGUUCCGAUGCUGGGGAUCGUGACGGGGGGUGCGGCCGCCUUCAUCACGCUACUCAUCCUCACUCUGAUAGUGUUCUGUCUCCUGCACAAGAACAAGAGCAAAGCCAUCGAGGAAUCAGUGGAAAUACCCAUGACCAAACAAUGUAAUGAUGUAGGCAAAGUGCAGGUGGACAGUGUGUAUUUACCAAGAGAGAACAUGUCUCUGCCCUCCAAUAUGCAACUGAAUGAUCACAGCACUCUGUGUAAAGGACAACCAGACCUCAGACAGAAAUCAGAGGAGAGGAAGACCGAGGAAGAGGAGGAAGAGGAUUUAUCUGCAGCCUAUGCAGCCCGAGGUUUUGCACGCUACCCUAUGGUCGGUUACAUCUAUAAAGUUAACAGUGUGAGCAGUGAGGAGAUUUGGCUUUGA